AUGAACCUCCUGACAACAUACACAGAUAAAGGCGAAAAGCAUGAGCAGGGAAGGUUCCUCUGCUUUGAUCACAUAACCUUCUGGGUUGGAAAUGCAAAACAGGCUGCAUCAUAUUACUGCAACAAGCUGGGAUUUGAGCCUCUGGUUUACCGGGGUCUGGAGACAGACAGUCGUGACGUGGUGUCCCAUGUCGUCAAACAAGGAAAGAUCAUUUAUGUGUUCUCAUCUGCCCUCAAUCCUGGAAACAAAGAGAUGGGCGAUCAUUUAGUCAAACAUGGGGAUGGGGUGAAGGAUGUUGCAUUUACAGUGCAGGACUGUGACUUCCUUGUGCAGAAAGCCAGAGAGCGAGGUGCAGUUAUUGUAAAGGAGCCCUGCACCCUGGAGGACAAGCAUGGUAAAGUCAGGCUGGCCGUGCUUCAAACGUAUGGUGACACCACACACACGUUUGUGGAGAGGGCCGGCUACAGUGGGUUGUUUCUGCCAGGCUUCCAGCUCCCUGACUUCAAGGAUCCUUUACUAGCCAAACUACCAAGUGGAAAACUGAACUUCAUUGAUCACGUUGUGGGAAACCAAUCGCAUGAUGAGAUGGUCCCAGUGGUGGAUUGGUAUCAAAGAAACCUUCUCUUUCACCGCUUCUGGUCGGUAGAUGACAAGCAGCUUCAGACAGAGUUUAGUGCCUUGAGCUCCAUUGUUGUGGCAAACUACGAGGAGACUGUGAAAAUGCCCAUCAACGAGCCUGCCAUGGGGAAGAGAAAGUCUCAAAUCCAGGAAUAUGUGGAGUACUACGGAGGUCCAGGAGUGCAACAUAUAGCCAUGAACACAUCAGAUGUCAUCACUGCAAUUCGUAACCUAAAAGAGCGUGGGAUGGAGUUCAUGUGUGUGCCAGACACCUACUACCACCAACUCAGGGAGAGCUUGAAAGAGUCAAAGGUCAAAAUCUCAGAGGACCUCGAUGUUCUGCAGGAACUGAAGAUCUUGGUGGACUACGACGACAAUGGCUAUUUACUUCAGAUCUUCACUAAGCCGGUUCAGGAUCGCCCCACUGUGUUCUUGGAAGUCAUUCAGAGACAUAACCACCAGGGCUUCGGUGCAGGAAACUUCAAGGCUCUUUUUGAGGCCAUCGAAGCAGACCAGAAUGCUCGGGGAAAUCUGACGAUCCUGACAGCAAAUGGAGUUUCAAGGAACAUGUGA
Anarrhichthys ocellatus (wolf-eel) is the source of this 1191-nucleotide messenger RNA. RefSeq names its product 4-hydroxyphenylpyruvate dioxygenase b (gene hpdb). The transcript is spliced from 14 exons. The record is from RefSeq and is a predicted model, not a curated record. Gene Ontology annotation, molecular function: 4-hydroxyphenylpyruvate dioxygenase activity. NCBI's taxonomy places the organism in Eukaryota, Metazoa, Chordata, Actinopteri, Perciformes, Anarhichadidae. Gene Ontology annotation, biological process: L-tyrosine catabolic process. Gene Ontology annotation, cellular component: endoplasmic reticulum membrane; Golgi membrane. Bases 1 to 1191 code for a protein of 396 amino acids.